GAAUAAUAAACAAUACAGGCAUCCAAUAAAAACAAUGACGUUACCAAGACUAAGAUUUCUAAGCCUUACACACUCUUAUCAUUUUUUCGUUACUUCAAUUUUUCAAGCAUUUUUCUCUGCCCUGACCACAAAUCCGACUCCUUACAGACAAACAGGCCGAACUUAAGGACAAGUUUAAGUACACCAAAAAGUACAUGAACUGGCAUGAUGCUCAAACGCACUGCAGAUCACAUGAAAUAGACCUGGCCACCGUUACAGACGACACAGAAAAUGCAUUCCUCGCAGGCGUGCUUGACUCAGAGAACGACCAGAAUGCCUGGAUCGGCCUGUCCAAGAGGCAGGGGCUGUGGCAGUGGCAGUGGUCAGAUAACAGCAGCGUAUCGUCGUCUGUGCAAUGGGAGACCGGGCAGCCUGAUAAUGUGAACAGCACUGAAGAUUGUGUGAGUGCUGAUACUGAUGGACAGAUGGCUGACGACACCUGCUCGACUCGACUGCCUUUCUACUGCCGAGAAAACACGAAGAUACAGCGUGUGAGAUUCGCAGUGAAAUCAGCCGGAUCUCUGGACGAAUCUGCAGUGAUGGAGGCCAUAGAGAAGAAGAUGAAGCAGAUCCUCUCGGGUCAGGACGUGAAAAUCAGAUACAGCAUAACAUGGAGCGUCCAACCUGACGAGAAGAUCUUCCAGCGGCAGAAAACACAAGAAAACACACUAGACACGGCAACAGCAUGUGAGGAGCUGGGUCCAAUGAAACGCUAGACUCUGAUACGCACAAUAACUUGUCCAACCGUCUGUGAAUCUUUAAGGUACAGGAAUUUAUAAUAAAAGAGAGAACAUGUUUAUCACAUUAUCACAUUUAUUUGAUACAGUUAAUGCACUGCCACUGUUAAUUAGUUGCUUUACACACUGUGCAAAUACUUAAGAAUAUGAAUAAGACCAUCCUGGACAAAAGUACAGGACGAACGCAUUUCAAAUGUUACUUUCUCAUUUCACUGAACACGGAAAUAUAUUUAGUGCUGGUUAGAAUUGGUUUGAAUGUGUAAAAAUAGCAAUAGUCUUCUCUUGGGGUCCUUUUGAAAUAUUAAUAUUUUAUAAUAAUGCAGAAAUAAUGAUUGAGACAGUAAUGAAUUGGAAAUCUACAAUGUGUGUUUUUAGAAAUGCAUUAAA
Molecule: messenger RNA, 1163 nt
Organism: Sinocyclocheilus grahami
Lineage: Eukaryota; Metazoa; Chordata; Actinopteri; Cypriniformes; Cyprinidae
Product: CD209 antigen-like protein 2
Exons: 2
Coding region: 195-755 (186 amino acids)
Source: RefSeq, a predicted model, not a curated record